Molecule: messenger RNA, 1281 nt
Organism: Drosophila miranda
Lineage: Eukaryota; Metazoa; Arthropoda; Insecta; Diptera; Drosophilidae
Exons: 5
Coding region: 94-1110 (338 amino acids)
Molecular function (GO): protein binding
Source: RefSeq, a predicted model, not a curated record
UACCCCCCAAAACCUCCUGCUCCUCUCGCUUUGUGUAUAGUAUAGAUUUCCUGGGACUCUAUCCCAUGAGUGUGAUACCCCCCGAUCCCUGAGAUGGAGAGAAUGACUAAUGCUAUAUGUUCUCUGUGCAGGUCAGGCGCAGGUCUGGCAGACUCUCUGGCCGAUCCCCUGAUCAGGGCUCUCACCGAGAUCGCUAACAAACGGCCCAAGGAUCCCGUGGCCUAUCUCACCGGCUAUCUGCAGCACUUCAUGGGUGAACGGAAGCUCAUCACCGAAGUGGAAGUCCACACGGGCACUUCCACCUCCAAUGCCAUGGUCGAAUCUAAUCCGUUGCCGGUUGGCGGUCGCAAUGGCAUCGGCAAUGCAGAUCUCAUCGAGCUAGAUGCCCGAUCGCUGGCCGAAGAGGAGGAUAUUCUGACCGUCCAGCAUAUGGAGGAACGGGACGAGCAUGGGCAGAGCAUGUUGCACUUUGCCUGCGCCCGAUCCCAUCGCCGCGGCGCACUGUACACCCUCAUCGAGGAGUCUGGCAUCGAUAUCAGCUACCGGGAUGAGCUAUAUCGCACCGCUCGCGAUGUCUCCCUUCAGGCCAAUCAGCCCAACAAUGCGGCAGAGAUCGAUCGCUAUAUCCUGGCCCAGGCUGCCAUCGGCCAAGUGGAACCCUUUGAUCAACUGGCAUUGCAGGGCUACGAUCACAUCCUGGACAUUGAGGAUGAGAGCGGUCAGUCCAUUGGGGAUGUGGUUGCCACCCGACAGCACGAAGCCCUGGGCGAGUUCUUGGAAAAACUGCGUGGGCUGGAGGAGACCCGCGAGGAGCUGCACCAAAUGAUCAGGGAGAACAAUAUGGAGAGAGUGAGGGAGCUAACCGCCGUCUCCAAUGCCAAGUGGUUGAUUAAAACCAAGAACUACUACGGUCGAACCGCCCUGCACAUAGCAGUGCUGAAGGAGUCCGAGGAAAUGGUUCAGCACUUGGUGAAACUCUGUCCCGAGGCACUGAAGAUCACAGAUAAUCUGGAACGCACUGUUCUGCACUAUGCCAUGGGCACCAACUCACUGGAGAGCGUCAGUCGGAUACUGAUUCAGAACGGGGCAAGCGCACCGCCAAAGACCUGAAGGGCCGGCAGCCAAGUUAUUAUUUCAUCAACAAAGCGGACAUACUGCGACUUCAGGAAGAGGAGGAGGAGAGUCGCUAAAGAUCGUUUUCUGGUUGCAACUCGAGUCAAGCAAUAUGUAUAGAAUACUGUAAGCGUUAUAGUGCAAUAAAAGAAAUAUACUCGUAUCGAA